UCUCAUUCUCUCUCACUCAUCUCUCUCUUUUACUAUUUCCAUGAUACCCUGAUAAUUUCUUGGAUUUUCAAUACAUUUAUUCAAGACUACUUUGUAAAAUAUUCCCAAAGAUGGGUUUCUCUAGUAUAAAUAUGAGAUCAUUAGGUGGUUAACCAUCCUACAAAGCAUAUCUCCACCUCAAGUAGUCUUAAUUAUUCACUCUUUUUUUUUUUUUUCUCCAAAGGUUUCCUCUCUUGAUCUCUUUCUUUCUUAUCAGAUCUAAAUUUGGAUUUCUUGUUAAGUAUAUAUCACCAAUCUUGGAAAUUAUUUUCAGGUUAGAUACAUAACAAUUAAUAAUGAUGCUUUCGGUGAUGGCUGCGAUCCUCGUCUGCCUUAUAGGCUACAUUUACCGAUCAUUAAAGCCUCCACCACCGCGAAUCUGCGGCGUUCCACACGGUCCUCAGGUUACUUCUCCCAGAGUCAAGCUCGGUGAUGGACGAUAUCUUGCCUAUAGAGAAUCUGGAGUUGAUAGAGCCAGUGCUAACUACAAGAUUAUUGUCGCGCAUGGCUUCAACAGCUCCAAAGACAUUGAUUUUCCCAUCCCUAAGGAUAUGAUUGAGGUAUUUGGGAUAUACUUUUUGUUCUACGAUAGAGCAGGAUAUGGAGAAAGUGAUCCACACCCAUCACGCACAGUUAAGAGUGAAGCAUACGACAUUCAAGAACUCGCCGAUAAACUCAAGAUCGGACCAAAGUUCUACGUUCUUGGUAUAUCACUUGGUGCUUACUCGAUUUACAGUUGCCUCAAAUACAUUCCCCACACACUAGCUGGAGCAGUGUUAGUGGUUCCAUUUGUGAACUAUUGGUGGACUAAAGUGCCUCAAGACAAAUUGAGUAAAGCGUUGAAGCUAAUGCCAACGAAAGACCAGUGGACCUUUAGAGUGGCUCAUUAUGUUCCGUGGUUGUUAUAUUGGUGGUUGACCCAAAAACUGUUUCCGUCUUCGAGUAUGAUCACGGGGAACAAUGCGAUAUGCAGCGAUAAAGAUUUGGUCGUCAUAAAGAAGAAAAUGGAGCAUCCAAACCCUGCCAUGAAAAAGGUCCGACAACAAGGAGACCACGAGUGUCUUCACCGGGACAUGAUGGCUGGAUUUGCUACAUGGGAAUUCGACCCGACUGAAUUGGAAAACCCGUUUCCAGAAGGCGAAGGAUCGGUCCACGUGUGGCAAGCGAUGGAAGACAGAAUCAUUCCAUACGAAAUCAAUCGAUAUAUUUCACAAAAGCUUCCAUGGAUUAAGUACCACGAGGUCUUAGGUUAUGGACAUCUUCUAACAGCCGAGGAGGAGAAAUGCGUAGACAUUAUAAAGGCGCUUCUUGUUGACUGAUGAGCAUCUAUAUCUCUACACAAAGAUAUCGUAACAUCAUACACUAAUAUAGAUGCUAGCUAAUAAAAACUUGACUUAUUUGAGAGGUUUAUUUGAUGGACUAUCAUAUUAUAUAAGUUUGUAACUGAAAUGAAAAACCUAUUGAAAGUCAAUACUUUAAGGUAAUAUUAUUAAGUCUUAACAAUCUA
Messenger RNA from Camelina sativa (false flax), 1546 nucleotides. The record is from RefSeq and is a predicted model, not a curated record. NCBI's taxonomy places the organism in Eukaryota, Viridiplantae, Streptophyta, Magnoliopsida, Brassicales, Brassicaceae.